AUACAUGGAGGCUGCCGGAGGUCUAAGUUUGUAUCCGUCGCACCGUUGUGAGGCAUGCCCGGGGAAUUCAUAGUGGUUGCAAGUGAAAGGGAUCACAGUGAGCUUCUAUCUUAUCAUUAUUUUGAUGCUCGACUGUCCACUUUAGGAUGGCAACAGGACUAUGCAAAGCAGUUGGAACCUUUGGUGGUGACGGUUACAUAGAGGGUAUAAAUGUGUUAUCCAAUUAAUCGUAGCAAAUGCAGGGGAUAGCAACUGCCGGCCAUUUUUACUAAAAACUUAUUCAUUUUAGAGCCCCACUCGUUUCCGUACCAUGGGAGCUCUCAAUCCACGCGCGGCUCUAACGACUCUGUUUCGGCUUCCACUGUAAUGACAACAAACAUUAUUGCUCCUACUCAUCACAUUUCCCGUUUUAUAGGAGUGUGUCAAAGUUCUUCACUACCGGACUGCGACUCCCUUCGCCACCUUAUUUUUUCUCUGUUAUCCGCUCUUUUUCCCGCUCUUCAGACAUGGACUCUACAGCGGGUCUAAAUUUGUAUCCAUCCCACCUCACUAAAACUAUUCAUCUGGUGAGGCAUGCCGAGGGAUUUCAUAAUGUGGCAGGUGAGAAGGACUUGAACGAAUAUCUAUCUUAUGAUUAUUUAGAUGCUCAACUUACCCCUCUAGGGUGGCGACAGGUUGACAAUCUGCGCAAACAUGUACAAUCAUGUGGACUUUCUAAGAGAAUUGAGUUGGUAAUAACAUCCCCCCUGUUAAGGACCAUUCAGACAGCAGUUGGAACCUUUGGUGGUGAAGAACACUCAGAUGGUAUAAAUGUUCCUCCCUUAAUGGUGGAAAAUGCAGGGGAUAGCAACCGUCCAGCAAUAUCAAGUUUGAACUGCCCGCCAUUUUUGGCAGUAGAGGAUUGUCGGGAAAAUAUUGGUGUUCAUCCAUGUGACAAGAGGCGAAGCAUUAGGGAGUAUCGGUCUCUUUUCCCUGCAAUUGAUUUUUCAAUGAUUGAACAUAAUGAAGAUAUCCUGUGGAAGCCAGACAUUAGAGAUACCCGUGUCGAAGUUGCUGCUAGGGGACUGAAGUUUCUGAAAUGGUUGCUGAUCCGGAAGGAGAAGGAGAUCGCAGUUGUCAGCCACAGUGGAUUCUUAUUUUAUUCAUUGCAUGCAUUUGGAAAUGACAGUCAUCCAUUUAUAAAGAAUGAAUUCUGUGAACGUUUUGCCAACUGUGAGCUCCGUUCCUUUGUUCUUAUUGAUAGGAGUAUGAUCGGGUCGGAAUCCUCAACGACCAAUUUUCCAGGACAAUUACCGCGAGGGCUCAAUUUUCCCAGUGAUGUUGCAGCUGAGAACCAUCCAGAGAACGGAGUUACAAAUGAAGAUGUGGCUUGAAGAAGAUACAUAGCAUCAUUUUGAGAAAAGUGUGAGACAUUAUCCGAGGCGGUAGUUAAGUAGUAUCACCAAAAGAUUUCUAAUUGCUCUCUUUUUCCUUCUUUGGAAGCUUUGUUACUCCAACAAAGUUUUUCAGAAUUCAAUUUUCAUGAAUUUUGACCCUAUCCAUCUGGGGAAGUUACUAUCUACAAUGGAUUGUUGAGGCUUCUUGCUGCAACUGGAUUUAGAGGUACACGUUUUUGUCUGCAUCUCAUCCAUCCAUUGCAUUGCAGGCCAGCUUUUACACCAAAAUUGAUAUCAUAAUUAAAAGAAGACCAUUUUCAA
This is a messenger RNA of Momordica charantia (bitter melon), 1697 nucleotides long. RefSeq names its product phosphoglycerate mutase-like protein 1. The record is from RefSeq and is a predicted model, not a curated record. Gene Ontology annotation, cellular component: cytoplasm. Gene Ontology annotation, molecular function: phosphatase activity. NCBI's taxonomy places the organism in Eukaryota, Viridiplantae, Streptophyta, Magnoliopsida, Cucurbitales, Cucurbitaceae.